Molecule: messenger RNA, 969 nt
Organism: Yamadazyma jaroonii
Lineage: Eukaryota; Fungi; Ascomycota; Pichiomycetes; Serinales; Debaryomycetaceae
Source: the annotation of a GenBank genome assembly
AUGUCACUUUUAAUUCCCACUGAGGUAGAUUGGAUUGACGCCCACAAAGAUAAUGGUGGACAAGAACCUAUUUAUAGAACUAAAUUACAAGAAUUAAAAGCCCAAGGUAAAUAUAAGUGGGAUUUUGAGGUUGUUCCAGGAUUCUUCAAACAAUGUGAUGAUUCAACUGAUGAUUUGAAAUUCAACUAUGCAUUAGAGGAUUUAGGUAGACUUAAAUCAUGGGAAGAUAUUCAAAAAGAUUUGAAAAGCUUGAAUGAAAAUGCCGAUGAUAAUGUUUGUUAUAAAUUGAUCUUUUGUUCCAGACACGGUCAAGGUUAUCAUAAUACAAUUGUGGAUAAAUAUGGAUUUGAUGAAUGGAAUAGAUAUUGGCAUAAACAAACACAUGAUGGGGAUAUAGAGUUUGGUCCAGAUGCAAUGUUAACCGAAAGAGGUAUCAAACAAGCUGAAGAAAACCAUCAAGUUUGGAAAGAUCAAGUAGCCAAAGGAGCUCCUAUUCCAAGCAAAUUCUUUGUAUCACCAUUACAAAGAUCUUCUUGGACUUUAGUUAAAACCUGGACUGGUAUUAAACCCGAUUCUAUCCACCCAGUAGUUACUCAAAACAUUCGUGAAACUUGUGGGGUUAAUCUUUGUGAUAAAAGAUCAUCCAAGACUAUUAUCACCGAAAGAUUUGGAAAGUAUGGAUUCGAAUUUGAACCUGGAUUCACUGAAGAAGAUGAAUUCUUUGACCCUAACGAAAGAGAAUCAUUACAUCACCAUGCGUUAAGAACCAAUGAUUUCUUACAAUCCUUAUUCGAUGCUGAUUUGAAUGGCGAAAAAGUUGAUAAACUGCAAGCUAUUGAAAACACCUUUAUCUCAACCACUAGUCAUGCUGGUACUAUCAGAACUUUCAUCAUUGUCACAGGACAUAGACAUUUCACUAUCUCAACUGGAGGUAUGAUCCCAAUUGUUGUUAAAGGUACUAGAAAUUAG